CCUUUUACGCAUUGGAGGUUAAUGUUGUUAACAACUGAAAGAAUUUUAUUAAAUGUGUAUUAAAAUUAUUAACUUUGAAAAGUAAUAUUUACAUUUGAUUUGAAUAAAAAGAUAUUGAAAGUUAUUUGCAUCGACAAAAGAUGCUUCUAUCACUUUUCCAAAAUGGCUGCUGGUUAACAAGUGCGCAAAUGUAAUUUCUAUCUCCUUUGUUCAAUAUUAUGAAGAUUAUGAAUAUUAUCAAUGAAGCAUUCUGUCUUUCUGUCAAUUCAGCUGAUUUUAUUUAAAUCUUGAUAUUGCUUUGGUGAUUCGGUUAGAAGAAAGAAAUUCCAUCUCUGAAAGAUUCCAUUUCCAUUAUUGAAUUGACAUUGAAUAUUCAAGAAUUAUUUGACAAUUAGGUAUAAAGUGCGACAUUGAUGGACAAGCUUCGUUAUUUUGCUUCAUCAAAAGGAAGAAGGCAACAAUUUUUUACCAUAUUAGAAAAAAUUCAGUUUAUUUUUUUUCAACAAAGAAAUAGUUUUGCAAAAAGAGCAACAAUUGUGUGUUAAACUCAGUGGUAUUUGUCAAUUAAAUCCUAGAUUUAUUAAUGAAAGUAAUUUGCGUCAGUGCGGUUUUGUAAAUUAAAUAUUCAAUUAAUUAAAAUUUGAGUUUGGGAUUUUUAAUCAUUCAUUGAUAGAACUACAUAGUUACAGAGUAGCUUGCAUUAAAAAUAGUGGAUUUUCAAAAUAUAGAGUCUGGGGCGGGUCAUUAUAUACUAAUCUUGCUAACACUAAUUUGUAGUAGGUCUGUGAUUUGAAAAAUUAUUAUAAUUUAGUCAGUGCGGUUGGGAAAAGUGAAUUUGGAAGGAUUUCAAUCGGGUAUCUUCAAAUUUCAACUAUGAACUUAUGGAUUUAACGAUGAUUGUGGGGAAAUUUUGAUACAAGAGAGGCAAUUUCGACAUUACUUUGUGAUAAUUCGUCAUCGGUCUUUUUUGUCUGUUGAAUCGUUUGUUACAAUGUCUUCCCAAUUUUAAGCCUCAGUAUGGAAACUGAAUCAAGGAACGUUGACUAUGUGUUUUGCUGAAAUUUUAGGGACGGCAAUUUUAAUUUUUCUAGGAUGUAUGGGAUGUAUUGGGACAUUGGGCUCGUCGCCCCCUCCCCCAAUGCAAAGUGCUCUUACUUUUGGUCUCACUGUGAAUCUCAUUAUUAUGAUGCUCGGUCACAUAAGUGGAGCUCAUCUAAAUCCCGCUGUCACAAUUGGAGCUGUUAUUUUGGGACUUAAAUCCAUUCCAACAGGACUAUUAUACGCUGUAGCGCAAUUUAUUGGAGCUAUAAUUGGCUAUGGAAUGUUAAUGGUUGUUACUCCAUACAUGUUGUUGGACGAUGGACAAGGCAAAAACAAUCCAUUUUGUGUAACUGUAAUACAUUCAGAAAUAUCUAUUCCACAAGCAAUUUUAAUCGAAACCCUUUGCACUGGAUGCAUUUUAUUGGGAGCCUGUGCAACCUGGGACCCCAGAUGUGCUCAUACGACUGAUUCAACAGCUUUGAGAUUCGGUUUCUCUGUGGCUGCUAUUUCUUUUGCAGCAUCACCCUACACUGGUUGCUCCAUGAACCCGGCGAGAACUUUUGCUCCAGCUUUAUUUCAAAAUUCAUGGGCUGAUCACUGGGUAUAUUGGGUUGGUCCGUGUUUUGGAGCACUUCUUGGAACUUACACCUAUAAAACGCUGUUUGGAGUUCCAACAAAAGAAACCAAAGAAGAUUCUUUAUCUGCUGAUAGUGUAGAGAGGAAGAUCUGCGAUGAAAUAUUUUAAAAUUUUAAAUAAAAAUGUAACUAAUGUUUUAUUUUGAAAAAUAUAUGUCAACACUUAUAUUUACAUCUACAAUAUUUUUAUGUAUAUAAUUACAUUUUAUAAAGAAAA
This is a messenger RNA of Leptopilina heterotoma, 1894 nucleotides long. Its product is annotated as aquaporin-like. Gene Ontology annotation, molecular function: water channel activity. The transcript has 10 exons. Gene Ontology annotation, biological process: transmembrane transport. The record is from RefSeq and is a predicted model, not a curated record. Bases 1046 to 1786 code for a protein of 246 amino acids. Gene Ontology annotation, cellular component: plasma membrane. Lineage: Eukaryota; Metazoa; Arthropoda; Insecta; Hymenoptera; Figitidae.